Cyphomyrmex costatus is the source of this 1811-nucleotide messenger RNA. RefSeq names its product endochitinase. The transcript has 10 exons. The record is from RefSeq and is a predicted model, not a curated record. Gene Ontology annotation, cellular component: extracellular region. Gene Ontology annotation, biological process: chitin catabolic process; carbohydrate metabolic process. Gene Ontology annotation, molecular function: chitin binding; chitinase activity. Lineage: Eukaryota; Metazoa; Arthropoda; Insecta; Hymenoptera; Formicidae. Bases 30 to 1607 code for a protein of 525 amino acids.
AGAUAUCUCUCUGCUAGACAGAUUUCAAAAUGAUGUCUUUGAUGAAAAAGUUACUGUUUUCUCUACCUUUGUUCCUGACGUUUCUAGCAUGUGGAACAGCUGUGACUCCAAGGUUGGUCUGUUACUUUAGUAACUGGGCUAUCCAUCGUCCGGGUAUUGGUAGUUACGGUAUCGAUGAUAUUCCUGCUGAUAAGUGCACGCACGUCAUUUACUCUUUCAUUGGUGUGAGCAACGUUACCUGGGGAGUUCUCAUUCUCGAUGAAGAAAUCGAUGUUCAAAAAGGCGGCUUCAAUCAUUUCGUCGCUCUGAAAGAGAAGCAUCCUCAUCUGAAGACUGAGAUCGCGAUUGGCGGCUGGGGCGAGGGUGGUAGAAAAUAUAGCCAAAUGGUUAGCGUGAAAGCCAGACGUGAUUCGCUAAUCAACAGCAUCGUUGAUUUCAUGAACAAGUUUAAUUUUGAUGGUUUUGAUGUUGAUUGGGAAUAUCCGGCUGCUACUGAUAGAGGUGGUAGCUUCAACGACAAAAACAACUUUUUCUAUUUCACUGAGGAGCUGAGAACAGCAUUCGAUAAGGUUGGCAAAGGCUGGGAAAUCACGCUGGCAGUGCCAAUACCCCAGUUUCGACUUAACGAGGGGUAUCAUGUGCCAGAAUUAUGCAAACUUGUCGAUGCCAUCCACGUUAUGUCUUAUGAUCUUCGUGGCAAUUGGGGCGGAUUUGCUGAUGUUCAUAGUCCGCUUUACAGGAGACCUCACGAUCAGUACGCCUACGAGAAACUGAACGUGCACGAUGGUCUUCAGCUCUGGGAGGACAAAGGCUGUCCUGCCAAUAAACUUGUCGUAGGAAUUCCGUUGUAUGGACGUAGCUUCACCCUUAGCCAAGGCAAUAACAACUUCAAACCUGGUACUUACAUCAACAAGGAAGCCGGUGGCGGCGAACCUGGUAAUUACACUGGGGCUCAAGGAUUCAUAUCCUAUUACGAGAUUUGUAUAGAACUUAAACAACCGAAUCAAAACGGAUGGACCAAGGAUUACGACGACGUGGGUAAAGUACCUUAUAUGUACAAAGCAGGAGGAAAAAGUCCCCAAUGGGUUGGCUACGAGGAUGUGGACAGUAUUGGAUAUAAGAUGAAUUUCCUUAAAGAAAAGCAAUACCUCGGUGCCAUGGUCUGGGCUUGCGAUAUGGACGACUUUAGAGGAAUCUGCGGUCCUAUGAAUCCUCUCAUAACCGCAAUCCACGAUGGCCUGAAGGGCUACACAGUAACACCCAAAGAUUACAGGACAACUCCCGGGCCCGAAUGGGACAGGCCACCUAGUACCCCAUCGAAUGAGGGAAAACCGAGACCCACUCCGAAUCCCAUACCCACUUCGAAUCCUGACGUAACAACCGAAGUACCUCGUCCUACGCAGCCUCCGUCGAAGCCAGGCGAUAAAAAUGAUGUUGUUUGUAACGGCGAGAUGAUGAUCCCUAGCAAAGACUGUUCUGAGUACUUCGUCUGCGUCCAUGGUAAACCGAUGAAAUCAAAGUGCCCGGCCGGUUUGAUUUUCCAAGCAACUAAUCUCAUUUGUGAUUGGCCAGCCAAUGCCGAUCGCAAAGAAUGUAGAAAGAUCUAAUCCAUCGAUGCCUUGAUUCUAUUGAUGUCAACUGUCCAGUGUUUUAUCGAUUCCAUCUCUCAAGUCUAUAAGGAAAUUUAUUACGAUAAUUUCGUAUGAGAACAUUCGUUAUACGUGUUACUAUUUGUUGUUGUGUGCGAGAGCGUGUGCGAUGCUAUUAUCGCUAUAAGUCAUAAUACAUCAUAUGCAGUUAUUAAAGAGAGA